CAUCCACCUCUCAUAUCUAACCCUAUAAAUUCCAUCCCUCAUUGCCAUGCAAAAAAUCAGUGGUAACUCAACAAAGUAACCAUUCUCUAAAAAAUGGACUCAAUGAUUGAAAAACAAAACAAGUCCAUAGUUGAAAUUCUCUACAAAGCUUUAUUAGGCCAAGGAGCAAUGGAGUUCCAAAUGGUAGCAAAAUUGCUAGCAAGUGAUCUUGAGUAUUGGUUCCAUGGUCCACCAAAAUGUCAACACAUGAUGAGGGUGUUAACCGGCGAAAUCGAUCACAAAAAAGGGUUCAAAUUUGAGCCAAGAAGUGUGACAUCAAUUGGUGAUUGUGUUAUAGUUGAAGGUUGGGAAGGACAAGCCUAUUGGGUUCAUGUUUGGACAUUGAAAAAUGGUUUGAUUACGCAAUUUAGAGAGUAUUUUAAUACAUGGCUAGUUGUGAGAGAUUUGAGGCCAUUGAGAUGGGAAGAAGAUGAUCAUCAUCAUCAUAAGCAUGAUAGUAUGAUGACAUUGUGGAGAAGUCAACCUCGUGAUCUUUAUCGUAGGUCUCUUCCUGGACUUGUGUUGGCUAUUUAGAUUUAGAACACAUGAUGGAGGUUGUUUCUUGUGUUUUAUUUGGUUGUUUUAAGGUAAUGUUUUGUGUACAAUUAUGGAUUGUAAACGCCAUUUUCAUGUGUUAUGGUUAAUGGUUAUGUGAAGUUAUCACCAAAUUGGAAUGAAUAAGAGGCAAGAGAUAUGAUGUUAGUUA
Molecule: messenger RNA, 745 nt
Organism: Vicia villosa (hairy vetch)
Lineage: Eukaryota; Viridiplantae; Streptophyta; Magnoliopsida; Fabales; Fabaceae
Product: senescence associated gene 20-like
Exons: 1
Coding region: 94-573 (159 amino acids)
Source: RefSeq, a predicted model, not a curated record